Messenger RNA from Heteronotia binoei (common prickly gecko), 1060 nucleotides. It is a transcript of the gene IGFBP2, whose product is annotated as insulin like growth factor binding protein 2. The transcript has 4 exons. The record is from RefSeq and is a predicted model, not a curated record. Bases 80 to 985 code for a protein of 301 amino acids. Gene Ontology annotation, biological process: regulation of insulin-like growth factor receptor signaling pathway. Gene Ontology annotation, molecular function: insulin-like growth factor II binding; insulin-like growth factor I binding. Gene Ontology annotation, cellular component: extracellular region. Lineage: Eukaryota; Metazoa; Chordata; Lepidosauria; Squamata; Gekkonidae.
CUCCCCAGCCGCUCGCCCAGCAGCACCUGCCCGGCCGGCGGGCGCGCGGUUGGUCACUCGGUCAAGCGGCGCUGCCAGGAUGGUGCGGCUGCAGCAGCUCGUCGCCAGCGGCUACUUGUGGCUCGGGCUGAGCUUGUGGGCGCCGCCGGCGCUGGGGCUGCCCGAGGUGCUGUUCCGUUGCCCGCCGUGCACCGCCGAGCGCCUGGCCGCUUGCUCGCCGCCGCCUCCCCCUUCGGCGGGACCGGGCUCCGCCGUGUGCCCGGAGCUGGUUCGGGAGCCGGGCUGCGGCUGCUGCCGGGUGUGCGCCCGCCUCGAGGCGGAGCCCUGCGGGGUCUACACGCCGCGCUGCGCCUCCGGGCUCCGCUGCUACCCGAGUCCCGGCGCCGAGCUGCCGCUCCAAGCGCUCGUGCAAGGGCAGGGCACCUGCGCCCGGCGGAGGGACGCCUCCGAGUACGGCGCCGCCGGCGUGGAGCACCCAGGGGCCGAUGUUGACCAUACCGAAGCAUCCCUUGCAGAGAACCAUGUGGAUAAUGCUGCCAUUGCGGUCCCCGGAAGUGGUGGGCGAAAAGUGAAACAUGACAAGGAGGUGGCCUUAGCACGCGAGCGGGUGAAUGAGCAGCAAAAACAGAUGGGCAAGCCUACCAAGCACCACCACCACCCUGAGCUACGGCCACCCACUCUCAGGACUCCCUGCCAGCAGGAAUUGGAUCAGGUUUUGGAACGCAUCUCAACCAUGCGACUACCGGAUGAGCGUGGCCCUUUGGAGCACCUCUAUUCCUUGAAUAUCCCAAACUGCGACAAACAAGGCCUUUACAAUCUCAAACAGUGCAAGAUGUCGGUGAAUGGCCAGCGAGGAGAAUGCUGGUGUGUUAACCCCAACACUGGGAAAAAAAUCCAGGGGGCCCCCACCAUCCGAGGAGAUCCUGAAUGCCACCUCUUCUACACUGGGCAUGAGCAAGAGGACCGAGGAGCACAUGUGAACUAGAUGGACAUGUCGCCACUCAACGGCAGGCACCUUGGCCUAGCCCUAGCGCUGGAUUUUACAUGAAUUUUCAAUGCA